This is a messenger RNA of Nestor notabilis (Kea), 279 nucleotides long. It is a transcript of the gene OXT, whose product is annotated as oxytocin/neurophysin I prepropeptide. Gene Ontology annotation, molecular function: neurohypophyseal hormone activity. NCBI's taxonomy places the organism in Eukaryota, Metazoa, Chordata, Aves, Psittaciformes, Psittacidae. Gene Ontology annotation, cellular component: secretory granule; extracellular region. The record is from RefSeq and is a predicted model, not a curated record. The annotation marks the transcript as partial. The transcript has 2 exons.
CCAUGCCCUGCAAGGCGCUCGCUGUCUGCCUCUUGGGGCUCUUGGCGCUCUCCUCCGCUUGCUACAUCCAGAACUGCCCCAUCGGGGGCAAACGCGCUGUCCUGGAUAUGGAUAUCAGGAAGUGCCUGCCCUGCGGCCCCAGGAACAAGGGCCGCUGCUUCGGACCCAACAUCUGCUGCGGAGAGGAGCUGGGCUGUUACGUGGGCACCUCGGAAACGCUGCGGUGCCAGGAGGAAACCUUCCUGCCCACCCCCUGCGAGGCGGGACACAAACCCUGCG